Eurytemora carolleeae is the source of this 4757-nucleotide messenger RNA. Its product is annotated as trafficking kinesin-binding protein milt. The annotation marks the transcript as partial. The record is from RefSeq and is a predicted model, not a curated record. NCBI's taxonomy places the organism in Eukaryota, Metazoa, Arthropoda, Copepoda, Calanoida, Temoridae. The transcript has 26 exons.
UUGGCCCAUGAAGCGUAUGCAUGUGAGGAGAAAGAGGAAAGGUUGGUGACAGAUGCUGUAAAACAUCUAACAGAAGCUAAUCAUCAAAUCAAGGAUCUACACAAUCCUAGAGUAUAUCAUGAAAAUGAUGAUCUGACUGCAAACCUUAGAGUUUAUCAGGAGACGCAGGAUGAUUUAACGACGGAGCUGUGCGACCUGAAGGACAAGUACCGGGAGGUGGUAGAGCUGCUCCGGGAUACCCAGGAGCAGCUGAGGAACAGCAGGAAGAGAACUUAUCCAGGGAUCGGUAAACAUUCAGUCUCAGGGAUGUUUUCUCUUCCUAUUAUACCUUCAGGUGGAGGUGGCUCAGGUCCUGACUCUCUGGCUGCUGAAAUAAACUCCUCCCUCAGCUGUAAGAAGAGCUCUAGGAACAUGUCCAAGGUGGAUUCCGAGAUAUCAGAUAGUGAAUCAGAUAUUCCUAUCCAUGGGUCAUCAGCAUACAGGAAAGCCGCGAGAACGUACAAAGCUAUUGCACGAGGACAAGUGAAGAAGGAUAAGGAGAUGAGUUCAAGUAAAUCCAGCGUUAAGUCCGCCUUUCAGUCCUACACAAUAUCCAGGGAGAACAGUUUUUCCCCUGAUUUUGAAGAGUUUGAGUUUGCUGGAAAGAAGCUUUAUGAUGAUAUUGAGGCCUCUGAUGAUUCUGGACAUGGACGGAGUACAGAAAUGUCAGGUACAGAUUUUUACUAUUUAUAUUUUAUCAGAUUACAGUCUAGUCAAUACCCGGUGCCAGAAUUUGACCUCGGUCAUGAGCUCCAGCAGGCCCUAGGUCCUGAGGUCAGCCUAACCUCCACCUUGACCUCCACCCGGCCUCACUCCAGCCUUAGUGACUUCCCUCUCCCUGGAUAUAUGUCGGGGACAUCCUCACGACCUCCGUCACGACCGGGAGAGAUGUAUUUGCCCCUCCCACGGCCUCAGCAUGGAUUUGUUCCCUACGAAGACCGGCCUCAAGAUCAGAAUGUUGAAGUUAUUGAGGUUCAAACUGUAGGAGUUCUCCGCCCUCCUUCCUUCCAUCUCAGCUCCUCCCUCCUCCAAUCAACGCCCCUUGGCUCUGUCCCAGGCAGCACUCAGGGGAAAGUGGGUGGAUCCUUGCCUGCCACACCCUCUGGAGGCGGGGGAGGGUUUGAUGCCCCAGUUGCUGGAGGACAUCCUGCCCUGGGAACAAUUCCCGGCCGACGAUUCAGUGAGAAGAUUGAGACGACUUCCCAUCGAGAAUCCUCAGAUUUUGACGAAACUGAACCGCUGGGUCAACUCACUAACACACAGGGCUCCGGUUUGGAUAAACUUCCAUCUGGCUUUGGUCAAGCUCCAUCCGACUUUGGCCAAGUUCCAUCCGGUUUUGGUCAAGUUCCAUCUGGUCUUGGCCAAGUUCCAUCCGGUUUUUGCCAAGUUCCAUCCGGUCUUGGCCAAGUUCCUAGUGAUCCUUACAACUUGAGUUCCAGAGGGUUUGAUGAAACCAGUUCAUGUGCGGAUCAACCUCUCACCCUCUCCUCUCUACCCAAUCAGAGUUUAGGACGGCUGGGACAACCUCCUGUAUCAUCCAGAGCAGGGCACAGUGGAAUGUCUCGAAUGUCUCUAGGACAAGGAGGUUCGGGUUCUCCUUUCUCCGGGCACUCUAGAGCAUGGGAGGAGAGUUCUCUUCACCAGGACCUGGAGUUUGAUCUGUCUGAGCUGGGCUCAAUAUCAGAUCUGAUGAGUGAGGAUGAAACUGAACCCAUCCAAUCCUUCUCUCUCACUUCUACAAGUCUAUCCAGACGGAUAGAUUGUCAGAUAGUUGGAGGGGACAGAACCGGAUCCGGUAUUUCCGGGUUAUAUUCUACGGAUAACAUAUCCGGGAUAUCAACCUUUGACCCGGAGGAAUGGAGUUUCAGUGAUCUACGAAGCUCAGGAGUCCAGAGUCUACAUUUACAAGCGGACAGGACACCGGCAGCUGGAUUACAGACUCGAGGAUCCGGAUCCAAUGCCCGGAUCCCGGAUAGCGGAGUGACCAGCGGAGAUUAUACAGAGGAUCUAUCUGCAGCACAAAGACAGGAUCUAGGUAUGCCGGAUAUAGAUGCUCUGUCAGACGGAGGUUUCUGUGAGAUGGGAACCUAUCCUGGUAUUCAGAUCUCCGAUAGGCCCGGAGUACCGGAGGAGCUGGCAUCUACCCUCCGACAUCUCAACCUCAAGGAGGUGGAGAGAAGGAGGAGACUUCUAUCUAAUAAUACUAGUUUUGAUGUUGCGGAGUGUGCCGGAGAUAGUGAGAUUGCUGGUUUUGAGACGGAAGAAGAAAUCCUACCCUACGGCGUUGAGGUCUUCAAUCCACGCUACGCCUUAGAGGUCUCGGAUCCACGGAGUAGAGAGCAGAAAGGAGUAUUCUAUACUCAGGAGUCAAUUAGAUCUAGGAACUCGAAUAGCUCGUUGAGCGGACGGAUCCAUAGAUUACCGGAUAAACUGAGAAUAAUUAAACCUCUGGAGGGAUCUCUCACCCUUCACCAUUGGAGUAGGCUGGCCACGCCUCAUCUAGGGGGCGUUCUAGAGGAGAGGUUGGGAGUAGCUAUCAAGGGUAACCCUAAGGUUGGACUGGCCCCCCUGGUUGACCUGUAUAGACUAGAAGAGGAUGAAGAGGAGAAGGAUGGAGAAAUGAUGCCCCCCAGUGUGAGAGAAAACACAAGAACUUACAACACGUUGACAAAUAGUACAGUUCUCCACCCUGACACCACUAUACUCUCCUCAUCCUACUCGACGCAGAUAUCAUCAGGAUUUAAUACCAGGGAUAACAGCAGACCUACCUCCCGAAUGAGUACGAGGAGUAACUCAGUUUGUGAACCAGGGAGUAGGACAGGGUUGUAUUCUGUCUCCUCAGAUCUAGGGUUAGCCAGGAUACUCAACCAGAGGAAGAUAUCAGGAGUACGUAGAUCUCAGCUGGACUUAUCUUCAAGUUUAACUCCAAGUGUACUCAACUCUCCAACUAGUUCAAGAAACCUGUCUCCAACAUGUACUCCACCCCAUACUCCAGAGGAAAAUUUACCAGGUUCCCCGGAUGAAGACUCUACGGGGUUGGUGUACAGUUUCUUCUCGUCCCUGAAAACUGCACUCUACGGAGAACAAAAAAAAGAAGAAAGAACGCAUAGGCACAAAAGAAAAAUGGAGGCUAAGAGGGUAAAGCUAGGUAUAAUGGAGGCUGUAGAGGAGGCUGGAGUAGAUCAUCUACUCUCAGACAGAGAAUCAACACCAGGUUCCCUUCCUUCCUUAUCCAUUGUAAGGGGAGAGGAGCCAACUAAGAAGAAAGAAUCUAAACCUCCAAUUCUCUCUGAUUUUGAUGCGCGCUAUCUCGGCGCUCUAGACGAUUUUGACGAAUUGGAGGAUAUCGAACCUGGGUGCUUAACCUUAUCUAAUUCAGAUGGCUGGAAGAGUACUGAAGACUACACAGCAGCUUGGAUCGGUCAACUCACCGUACCUUCUUUAACUGUGACAGGGAGACCAGGACUAGAGAAGAAAACCUUAGGAAGUGUACCCAAAGCGUCCCAGGGUUCUAAUAAGCUAAAGGUUCCAGCCGGCCUGUAUGCUAUGGGAGGACGGGGGCCGGGCAGAAUUGUUUCUCCGGGGGAAAGACGACCACACAACUUUUCAGGGUUGGGAGUCCCAGGACAUGCUGGUACAGGAGCUGUUGGUCAAGCAGUUGGACCUCGUCGUGACCUCGGGACUAUCCCGGGAGCCUCCAGCUUCGACCUUGACCUAAACGUGACCUCGGAAGAGUUUUCACUACCUCGAAGCGAGAGUUUUGUCGGAACUUUAACAAACAUGUUCUUCGGCAGAAAAGGCGGGUUGUUGUGAAGAAAUCCGCAAAAACAACGUUUUCGAAUUUAAGAAGACAUUUGUUUCUGUGUCUCUUGGUAGUUUUGUUAGUAUGAUUAUUAAUUAUUUAGAAAAUUUUAAUGUUUUUGCUUAGUAAAUCUUAGCAAUUAUUUAUGUAAAUAUUUUGUAAAUAUUUCAUAUGAUAUUUUUAGCUUUAUGCAGCCAAGCCUUUAGCUCAGUUAAACCUAUGUUCCCUUCUGUUUGCAAAUCAUUAUGUGUGGGGACAAAGGCUUUUGUGAUAGAUGUAGGCACUAGGCAUUAUAUAAUUUAGCUUGGGUUCAGUUAUUUUAUCAUAUGUAAGAGGAGCUUAACCAGUUAUAUGUACUUAGACGAAUAUUCAUUCUAGAAAUUUGUAUCGAUAUUUUUCAUUCUGCUUCCACUGUUUUUCCUGAAGGUUUGUAACACUUUUUACACCUUUAAGGGACAUAUGUUGUGAUUCCAAGGGACCCUUCACGGGCAGUGUCGAUUCACAACGGUGCUCUAUCUUGUAUCUGAUCAAUAAUUUGAAAGAUAUCGUUUUUUGGUCUAAUUCUGACAAUAAACAUCUACAAUGAAAAAUGCUACGUUAUAAAUGAAAGAAUUAUGCACACACUCUACAGUCCCUAAAAUAAUAUGGAAAAUGUCAGGAAAAUUCAUGGUAAAAUUAUUUUAAAAAGAGCAUUUUUGUAAACUGUCAAUUUUUCUUUCAAAAACUGGAAAGUAUGAUUUGAUCCAACUGUAAAAAUGUUUAUAAAAUUAUGGUGAACUUGUUUCGGUGAUUUAACAUAACAAUUAUUUUACUCUAGAUAUUUCUAAAUUAAUUAUCUAACCAUAUAUAUUUACUUUGGAAUAUGCAGAAAUUUAAUAUGAAAAUUGUUAAGUUUUGCAAUAAAAUUACACAACGA